AUGAUGGGUGAACUGAUCAAGAAAUACCAUCGGGCUAUCUGCGCGGCCGACUUUCAUGAUAUCGAACGAGCCGGUACCCCGAUGACUCUGAAUCAUUACCUGAAUGAGAAUCUGCAGAAAUGCUGGAAUGGACGAUUGCAGAAGAAGUGGGAAGAAAAGGCUAUCGACGCUCAGACCUCGGGUCUCGGUUCAUCAACCAACGGGGCAUCUGAGAAAAUGAUUCGGCUUAAAGACCUUCAACGGCAGAACAACAUAGGGACCUCAGGACAUACCCUUAAAAGUAUCCAUGACAUCUUGAAAUGUUACUACAAGGUUGCUUGCCGGCGGUUCGUUGAUAAUGUCUGCAUGCAAGCGUCGGAUCAUUACCUGGUCACGGGCCUGGAACCACCUCUGAGGCUCUUUGACCCUGCCUGGGUCAUAGGCCUCUCGAAUAGUCAGCUGGAAGAAAUAGCUGGCGAGUCCACCACAACCAAACGCCAGCGUCUCCGCCUUCGAAAAGAAGUCCAGGAUUUGGAGAGUGGGCGAAGGGCGUUGGUGGAAUAA
Molecule: messenger RNA, 543 nt
Organism: Penicillium oxalicum
Lineage: Eukaryota; Fungi; Ascomycota; Eurotiomycetes; Eurotiales; Aspergillaceae
Exons: 2
Coding region: 1-543 (180 amino acids)
Source: RefSeq, a predicted model, not a curated record